AACGUGUCGCUUCCUGGCUUCGUUUGCACGUUUCGAAGCAGCGUCAUACAGUAUUGAACAGUUCCUGUUAGCAUUAGCGUUAGCAUUCGACAAGAAACAGCGCAGAAGCAAAAAGUCGCGGGGAGUUUCUGGAGCUUACCCCAGCUGACUUUGGCCAGAAGGCAGACGACACCCUUAACUGGUCGCCAGUCAAAGGCAGAAAGAGGCGACUUUCGAGAAUGCGGGGCCGUCACAGAAGUUCAUAUCUCGGCCUGCUGCUGCUGGUCUCGCAGCUCUACAAGCUGGGCUUGGAGAACAUCCCUCCCGUCACCCUGGCCAUGCUGGGCCUCAACGCUUACCUCUUCCUCUUCCCCGCAGCUCCUCUGAUGAAGGCAUGUGUGAGCGUCCAUCAGGCGUACUGGUCGGGCGAGUGGCGCCGCCUCCUCCUGUCUCCUUUCCACCAUGCAGACGACAUGCACCUCUACUUCAAUAUGGUGUCGUUCGUCAUGAAGGGGAUCCGUCUGGAACGCCGUCUGGGCAGCGUUUGGUUCGCAUACGUGCUGGCAGUCUUCUCGCUGCUCACCGGCGCGCUCUACCUGGCGCUGGAGGCAGGGCUCACCCAGCUGACCGAGGACCAGUCGUAUAGCGCCGCCUGUGCCGUCGGAUUUUCAGGGGUGAUUUUUGCACUUAAGGUCCUGAACAACCACUACCACCCCGGCGGCGUGACAUACGUGAUGGGCUUCCCGGUGUCCAACCGCUAUGCCAGCUGGGUGGAGCUCGUCCUCAUCCACAUCACAGCGCCCGGGACCUCCCUGAUAGGCCACCUGGCGGGUAUCCUGGUGGGCCUCCUCUACACAACCGGACCACUGAAGAAGAUGAUGAAGAUGUGUGCUGGGCUGAUGUCAUUCAGCACUUCUGCACCCAGAACGUACCACAGAUCCUCAGGUAACAUGCUGACACCAUGCUACAGCGGCAGACACUCCCAAAGCAAUCAGUACACAGCAGAUGAUGGAACAUCAACGUACACGGACGGAAUGACGGAGGAAGAGCAGCUGGCGGCAGCCAUCAGGAACAGUCUCCGCGAAACAGGACGCCACGGAGACGGUGCGGCUCGAUUUGCGGCUCCACCUCCAUACGGCUUCCGAUUAACGGAUGAGGAGCUCCGUGCCAGGAGGCUGAUGCGAUUGGAUGGAUUCAUGUAAAAAAAAAAAAAAAAAAAAUGAGAAGAGGGUUGCCAUGCUUCUUCCACCAAGUGCUGGCCACGGAAACUGAUGAGCUUUGGCCUUUUGGAAACUUUUUGAUAUGAUUGCGAAGUACUUUUUUCUAAUGCUACUUUUUUGUCUUUUUAUUUAUUUGUGAAUGGCUCCCGUUUCAUUAUUUACAUUUGUAAUAAAAUAUUAAUGAUUAUA
Hippocampus zosterae (dwarf seahorse) is the source of this 1388-nucleotide messenger RNA. RefSeq names its product rhomboid domain containing 1 (gene rhbdd1). Lineage: Eukaryota; Metazoa; Chordata; Actinopteri; Syngnathiformes; Syngnathidae. The transcript is spliced from 9 exons. The record is from RefSeq and is a predicted model, not a curated record. Gene Ontology annotation, molecular function: serine-type endopeptidase activity. The coding region runs from base 219 to 1181 and encodes 320 amino acids. Gene Ontology annotation, cellular component: membrane.